AUGUUAGCAACAACAGCACCAAACUCGUUAGUCAUGAACCCAACUUCAAUGUUAGUAGAGAUGAAAAGCUUCAUUCCUUCUUCAUAUACUUUCGAAACAGAAAUCCAGAAGAUAAAGCAAGAACUUCUCCAAGGAGAUUUAGAUUGCACUGCAAAAGAUGAAACAAAUGAACAAUAUCUUUAUGAAAUGCAGGAUAUUAUUGACCAUCUACCUAAACUUCCUGAAAUCCAACAACAAAAGCUUACUAUUCCAGAAUUCGAUGAAAUAGAAGUCAAAGCAACUGACUCAGUAGAAAUAAAGAAGUUCAUACGAAAGGUAAACUAUGAGUUUCUAGGAUUUCAUUGCAACCAUAAGGUUAUGGACAAAGAUUGCGACAUGGUAUAUAAGAAUGUUUCUGACCUUUACAAAACCCGGGAGUUUAAGACCUACGACAACUUUGUUUCGUUAGUUGCAAAAUGUGUAUGGCAGAUAAGAGAUAAAGAUAGAAGAGGUAAGGUAUGGAAUGAACAGAUAAAACCAACUGCUUCAGAUUUAAAGAAAACCAUUGACGCCUUGGUUGUUUUAGCAGGUAAGGUUUCAGAAUAUAACGCAAAAAUGAACCCACA
This is a messenger RNA of Trichomonas vaginalis G3, 605 nucleotides long. Its product is annotated as organellar and viral DNA polymerase type B. Lineage: Eukaryota; Parabasalia; Trichomonadida; Trichomonadidae. The transcript has a single exon. The record is from RefSeq and is a predicted model, not a curated record. The annotation marks the transcript as partial.